Hemiscyllium ocellatum (epaulette shark) is the source of this 7977-nucleotide messenger RNA. RefSeq names its product EPS8 like 2 (gene eps8l2). The coding region runs from base 322 to 2487 and encodes 721 amino acids. Gene Ontology annotation, molecular function: actin binding. The transcript is spliced from 21 exons. Lineage: Eukaryota; Metazoa; Chordata; Chondrichthyes; Orectolobiformes; Hemiscylliidae. Gene Ontology annotation, biological process: positive regulation of ruffle assembly; Rho protein signal transduction; regulation of Rho protein signal transduction. The record is from RefSeq and is a predicted model, not a curated record. Gene Ontology annotation, cellular component: ruffle membrane; plasma membrane; vesicle.
AGAGCACUGAGCAGAAGCAGCCAGCCAACAAGUGACGUAGUGAUACUGGUCUGUCCAGCAAAAAAGAGGGCUCUGGAAUUAGAGAAGCAGGGUGGCGGUGAUAGAACUGGCUGCAUUGAUAUAUACCUGCAAGAGCAAAGUUCAACCGACAAGGAGAGGAAAUAAAAGCACUGACUCUUCACCUUCAGACAAAAGUACAGCAGGUUUAAUGGCUGAAAAGUUUCAGUGAACCUGAGAAGGAGCUGGCUUAUUGGUUAAUGACUUAAAGCAUCAGUGUAUUAUCCUGAGGCCCAGAGCCACUGUUUUGCAUAACUAAACAAGAUGUCGGGAUCUGAAGGCAAGAUGAGUGCAAAGGCUCUUUAUGAGCAACGAAAGAAGUAUUCCAAUUCCAACAUAAUCAUGCAUGAGACUUCUCAGUACCAUGUGGAGCAUCUCGCCACAUUUGCAAUGGACAAGAGUGAGUCCAUUGUGACAAUAGAUGAUGGCGUCAAGAAACUACUACAGUUGGAUUCAAAAGGGAAGGUGUGGACUCAGGAGAUGCUGCUGCAAGUGAAUGACAAAGCUAUUAGACUGCUGGAUUGUGAAAGUCAGGAUGAGUUGGAGAACUUUCCACUAAACACAGUGCAUCACUGCCAAACUGUACUCAACCAGUCCAAAUAUUCAUCAGUUUUACUGCUCAUGUGUCAAGAUUCUGAUCAGCACAAACCCGAUAUGCAUUUCUUCAAUUGUGAUGAGGUUGGGGCUGAGAUGAUUCAUGCUGAUGUUGAGAGUGCAAUCUCUGACUGCAAAGGAGGACAAAAAAUUCGACCUCAGACACUGAAGGUGAAUCAAGAAAAAAUGAAGAAGCAGCGGGAGACAAUAAUCCCAUCACCCCCUCAAAGUAUUGCACCUGCCCAUCCUCCUGGCGUUAAGAGUCGAGCUGCUGCCAUAAUGGAACCAAGUGGCCCAGUGGAACAAGAUCGGAGAAGCAUCAGUUCACAGGAACAUGAGGAGUCACCUGAAGUUUUGGCGCAAAAGAUUGAGAAAGAUGUGCAAAUUCUAAAUUGCACACUGGAUGACAUUGAGUUCUUUGUAGCCAAACUUCAAAAGGCUGCAGAAGCAUACAGUCAACUAAACCAAAGAAAAAAAUCAAAGAAGAAUAAGAAAAAGGCACCAGCGGAGGGUAUGCUUACUCUGAGAGCAAAGCCACCACUGCCAGCGGAAUUCACUGACUGUUUGCAAAAGAUCAAGCUGACCUUGAAUCUUUUGGCUAAACUAAAAAGGCACAUUCAAAAUCCAACUGCAGUGGAACUGCUUCACUUCCUAUUUGGACCACUUGACUUGGUUGUUCAGGCCCUCGGAGGUCCAGACAUACCCAGGACCAUCAUAAGCCCGCUGCUUUCCAAAGAUGCAACAGAAUUUCUCAGAGUCCAUCUCGGUGCAAAGGAGGUGAAGCUGUGGGAGUCACUGGGUGAGGCAUGGACCAGGUCCAGAGCUGAUUGGCCAAAGGAGCAGCAUGUUCCCCCAUAUGUGCCGAGGUUCAGAAAUGGCUGGGAGCCACCCCUUGAGAAUUUCCGAGGAGUUCCUUGGGAACUGGACCUACAUCAAAUGGCAGAUUCUGUCGCAACUACAGCAGAUGUACAACGCAGACAGGAGGAAAUGAGGCGUCAAUCUGAAGAGCAUUCAUCAACACCUUGCUUCCCUCCUCCAAAUGGAAAUUACGAGGCGCAAGGAAUCCAUCAACAGAAAAGAUAUGUUCGAAUAGUAUAUGAUUUUGUGGCAAGGAAUGCCAAUGAACUCUCUGUCCUAAAGGAUGAGAUAUUGGAGGUAGUGGAAGAUAAUAAGCAGUGGUGGAAGCUGAAGAGCAAAUUUGGAGAGACUGGCUAUGUACCGUAUAAUAUGCUGAGUGUAGUAAAUAUCGAUGCCAUCCCCGCCCAGUCUGACUACCCUUACAGCCAGAGUGGCCAACGAUACAAAGGAGAAAUGAGUUCAAGAGGAACCGGGCCUAAUUCACCAGGCUACACUUCACCUGGACCCUUUACCGGUCCUGGCCAUGUGAGACAUGGAAGCCAUGAGCUACCAGGACCAGCAAACAGGCCCUACUCAAGAGACAAGGACCACAUAAUGACACAGAUGGAUGAAGUGAAUGAUGAACUUUUACAUUUAAUAACUGCAAGCAAAACAAAACCACCUUCUCGCAAUUUUAUGGUCCCAAAGCAGUCGUCCAUUCAAAUACCACUAGGUUAUGAAUCUAGCUCAGAUGAUGUCAAAUCCUGGUUGGAAGCAAAAAGCUUCAGCAAAGCGACAGUGGCCGGUCUGGGUAUACUGACAGGAGCACAGAUAUUUUCUCUUAAUAAAGAAGAACUGAAGAUGGUGUGUGGAGAGGAAGGUGCUCGUGUGUACAGUCUAAUUCAAGUACAGAAGGCUGAGCUAGAUAAGCAUCGAGGAGAUACAGAACUGGAAGAAAUCAUGAAACGAAGACAAGAGAGGAUUGAUUCCAGUCAAUAAAGUUUCAUUGCUGUUUGCUUUGCGAUUGGACAAUAAGACCAGAAAUUAACCCUGUACAAAUGGAAGGGUGGGGUCUCUUAUACAGAAUUAAUAACAACUGAUUGUUUUGUGUAUUUUACUCCUGUUGUUUCAAGAGGAAAAUUCCAUUCAGAACCUGCGUGGCUUUCAUACUGGUAGUUGGCCUGAAGUAUUAAUACGUGCACCAUAUACUUUUAGAAAUAUGAAUAUAUAUAUAUAUAUAUAUGCAUGUAGCUGUAAUAGUGGACAACUGUGGAGCAUUGUUGCCAAAACCUGAAGCCAAGUGAACACAAUAUAAAUGUAAUUUGCUCAUUAUUAGUUGAAUGGCAAAAUGAUAACUCUGCAGCAAGCUCCUGACCUACACGGAUAAGCUGAGAAACUGCUAAUAGGCAACAGUAAUGGAUGAAUUGUGACAGUAACCUUGUAACGUUCCUAUACCUGCUAUUUUAUUGGAGAGGGCUGGUAUCUCUGCUAAAAUGGAGAUGUAAUUGUUAUGGGCCAGGCCAGGCCCCCUCAAAAUGUUUCCAGACGAUAGCCUAGACCUUAACAUUUUGUAUUUUUUUUAGGCAGAUAUAAAAUGGAUAUUCCAGGGGUGAUUCAUCUGGUCAAACCAUUCAGCUUUAAACAAAUCAGAAUUAAUUUAAACACUAUUGCUGAAACGUGAACAAAAGAAAACAGAAUUUAGAAUAACUAAACUUAUUUGAAUACCCAACUGCCUCUAUCGCAACUUAGUGAAGGAGCUGAUCCAAUCUCUGCAACACCCCAUAAACACACCCUUGGAAAAAGGUAAAUCCAAACGUAGGUUCUUACAGGCAGGAGAGCUUUCAGAGAGCAUGGAAUCUCUGUAGCUGCUUCUCUAGGUCCCCAGCAAUUUUUGACUGCUUGCUAAAAACACCUGAAUUGGGAGAACUGGUCAGUCCCCUGCCAUUGUUUUAAAGUAGACAUUUCCAGACAUACAGGAACUUCUGCCUUUAUGACCCCUCUUGAAAAAAAUUGAGGCCAACAUAGCCUUGUUAAAGGGGCAGCAUCAUCAGACAAUACCAUAUAAAUUAUAAACACUUGCCACAUAGAAUGCUGAUAUUAUCAAUAAUGGCUUAAAUAUGAGUAUUGACUUAAUAGUUCAGUAAGUAACUUAUAAAUUCAGUUAUUAAAGACUUAACACAAGUGUACAACAAGUUGCACACAUAAUAAUGGUCCUAAUAUUCUAGAAUAUUAAUGUAGUGACUACCUAUUAAUAGUCACUGCGGUACAGAUGGUGAGUCUUGCUAAAAAGACUUCCUGUUGAAAAUUUUAAUCUUGCACCCUCCAGAACAGACAGAUCUUACAUCUAUCUUGAUGAUUAUAAGAUGCUUCUGUUUCCAGCACAGCUGCAGAAUAAUGUUUGCAUAGGCUUCUUGAAACGAGCAUAAAUCAUAACACACCACAUCCAAACAGACACUAUACUGAGACAAAGCAUUGAACUUUGUGUUUUAUUCCAGCAAUGAGGUUACCAAACAACGUGGCAGCAAGAGACACCCAACAUGCAUUUUGCAAGUUGGCCAAUCAAUGGCACAGAGCAUGCUUGCUGACCAAUUUAGGAUGAUAAUGGUCUCCUGAAGCUGAAGGAUCCAAUAGGGGUCUCCCAAUGUAGAACAUUAAUUGCCCCAUCUUUUGAGCUGAAUGGUCCAAUACUGAGGUAAAGACAGCCUUCACCUCUCUACUGGACAGCCAUAUGUCAACUUCUCCACUGGGCAGCCAGCAACUACAGCUUUGGUCCAACAGCCAUUGGUUGGUGAGCAGAGGGGAUUGCGAGAUGGAUGAAGUGAUAUCCCUGCCCCAUCUGCUUGGCCAACAUUAAAGUGUAGUGUGAGACUUCACCUGCCGACCGAAAAACUCCACAUCUUCCAUUGUCUUAAUAGAUUUGCCACUACUUGCAGGCAGCCCUCUGUCCCCGGUAUACCCUCUCAAAUGGCUUGGGAUGUGAUGAUGUCCGCAAAUUGGCAUCCUGAUUGAUCUUGUAAAACUCCAGGCUCAUCUACCUCAUCAGCCUUUCAAAGUUCUGCCCAAGUUCAUUAAUGUGGAUACCAACUCAAAGCUGAAACAAGAUCACCAUUCAACAGACAUCCAUUAUAACUCUGUUAGGUUUUUCAUUUAAUUAUAAUACAAAUUCAUAUACAGAUUCUCUAUUCAGUGAAUUAAUUGUAAUUCUAAGAGUAACUAAAUGGAUCCACUUCCUAAUCAUGUAGAUCUCACAUAUCCAGUACAUUCUUAAAACGAUGCUCAAUUUGAAACAAUAUCCAUGGUCUCAGGUACACAUUUGAGAAUUAAUGCAGUGUCCACUUUCUACAAGCAACAGUCAAUAGUAGAGUAUUGGUAUUUUUAACCAUGGUCAUAUAUCAUUCUGCUGUUAGAAGUUAACUCCUGGCUACAAUUGUCAGUACUCAUAAAAGUUAGUAAAUAGCAGUAAGCAAAUUGGAUCUUGAAAUAUUUUCCUUUAAAUAUUAUUUUCCUGUAAAGGUGUAUAUAUUUGAUUCUGAAUUAAAAUGAGCAUCAUAAAUGGGGUCUCUGCCUAAUCGAUUAGAAUUGCAUCUGUUUACAGAUGUUAGAAAAUGAUACAGCAACGGUAGAAAGAAUUUUUUUCUCCUUUUGUAAUCAGGUGAUUUUUUUUUAAAAUAUUUUGUGUCAGGGAUCCAAGUUUAAAAGAAUUUCUGUUUGGCAGGAUAAUAAGUGAAUCAGUUGCCACUCUGUUCCCAUUGGACAUGAGACAGAGUACCAAUCUGGCUGCAAUUUUCUAGUCUGAAUCUGGUCCCAAUCAAAGGGAAAUGUAAAAAAUUCACAUAAUAUACUGGGAAGAGUUGGUUGGAGCAUAAUAUUUUGCAGCACUGCAGUUGUAGCUUUGUUCCAUUUCUAUUCUACAAUAUUUUGUUGUGCAGUGUUUGCUGCUAUUGCUAGAUGCUAUGGGGCAAUUUCUCAAUCCCAGGUCUGAUAUUACUUAUUUUGAUCAUGUUAGCCCCCUAUAUAUUCAAAUGAUAUGUACUCCCAUAUCUAAUGGAACGUAGCAAUAGUAUUGUUCUUGAGUUUUCAGAGUUACCCACUUUUUUUUCCUUUUCUCUCCUCAAGAUUUUUCGAGGAAAUCACUCAAUACACAACUGUUACUUUCUCUUCCCUCGCCCAUAGCUCAGCCUGAAAUUGGAUUGCAGCAAUGGCAGGGUGAGCUGACCUUCAUUCGCUGACCUUAAUUCACUGACCAUGAUUUCUCUGUCCUCUCCUCAUAGCUGUCAUGCACUUCCCCUCUAGCUUGGACUGUCUGGAAGGUGGCAAUAGGUCUCUGCAUGUGGCAGUAAUAGGUGUAGGAUCCCAAACAGAGGAAAGACCUUGUAGAAACCUCAAGCUUGGCUCCUGAUCAUUUACCUACUAGGACCUCUGUUUCUGUCAAGACAUACAAAGCUGCAUCUUCAUCAGGUUUCAGAGUUCACUUCCCCUUUGAACUCUGCUUGCAAUUCUGACAAUGGCAUAGCCACCUUUACAUUGCAGCUUUGUUCAGACAGACCAGCACUUUGAGUUUACAGAUUUGUAUGGUUCACACACUUGGUAUGAAAUAUUAGCCUCAAAUGGAACAGUUAGAACUUAUCUGAUUUCAGGAGAUUAUGAAAGGGGAGUUCAGCAGUUGCAAGCAAGAAUUUGUUUUCUUCCCAUCUUUUGUUCAUGCAACACUUGCACGGUGUUCACUAUAUUUUUAUGGUGUGAGCAAAUCUGGUAUAAGAUUAAAAGGAAGUGAGUGGUACAGUUGAUGAGGCAAUAGAAAUUGAGAAGAAAAUAUUUAGGAGGUAUCCUUCACCAAGCAUCUGCAGAUAAUGCUGGCCUUUUGAGCAGAUUUAUCUCUCAAUAUUGAACUUCAUGUCAAACAGUGGUUUUACAGUGUACACUUAAGUUUUGUAACAAGUGCUUCAAUUCAUCAUCAUGUCUACCUUGUUCCAAAAGAUGACCCGCAAUAAGGUGCUACUCAUGCACCAGGGUGGCAGGUGCUGCUUGACUGUACAAUAGUAUUAUGAACCUUUUGGUACUAAGGCAGUUGUCAUUUGAGGGUUACUUGUCUGGGAGUCUUCACCACAUUAAGUUAUGACUGCAGUUUUAAUGGGCAGUCUGGUCCUGUCCUAAUAAUAAGAUCAGCAAGCAAGGCUCAUGAGAAAGACCAACUCUAUUGCCUCCCUAAGAGGGCUGGUGUCAUGUGUCAUUCUAGAUCUCUAAUUUUUCAGGUGAGAAGACCUAAUAGUUUUCGUUAGAACCAGAAAAAGAGCACAUCAAAGGAUUCGAUUGCAGCUUUAUCUGCAAAUCCCCAGGGUCAGAGAUCAUUUAUAACAUGCAUUUACACUUUAGAAUUUCUCUUGAGGACAACAAAGGCAAACAUAUGUGGUACCAUCAGUUGCUGCCCGCCUCGCAUGCAGUUUUCCAUAAAUUAAAAUUUCAGUUCCAUAGUAUUUAUUUUGAAUCUAAUCCAAACUAGAGAAUAUUGGGAAAAAUCCAUGAUUGUAACCUUGACUUCACCAUCUUUCAGCAAGUUUAACUCCUAGCGAGCUUUGAGAAGAUUUGUAGCUCAGUUUGAGGUUCUGGAUGUAGGCUUGCUUGCUGAGCUGGAAUGUUCAUUUUCAGAUGUUUCGUCACCCGACUAGGUAACAUUUUCAGUGAGCCUCUGGACGAAGGUUCAGUGACCAAACCUACAUCCAGAAGUUUAACUCCUCAAUGAAAGGGCAGGAUUGCAGAAUUAUGCAAUCUCUUUUAAAAUAUGAAAGAGGUAACAGUGGUCAUGAUGAUCAAGAUUCUCAGUAAUCACUAAUAGACAGAGAUUGCACUCAUGACGUCAUUUGCACAAGUAAUUCAAUUAAACCAAUAUGCCAUCACAUUAUGAACACUCCAACCUCCAACAUUUCUCCAAUUCUCAUAAUUUCUGAAAAUCUUAAAAAUGGUUUUGACUCUAGAUUCUGAACAAUGUCAAACAAUGCCCCAGUUAUCACCAACAUAGCUUCACUAUUCACCACGAAUCUGCAAAUAUCUGAAUAAAGAUUUGCUGCUGAUAUGGGCAAGGUUCAGAUAUCACUGAUGUAGAUAGAUGUCAGAAGCCUUUGGUGCAUUUGAAACUUAAAGAAAAAAGGAAGCUGAACUCCACAUGAUUUUUCAGUCUCUGAAUGCAUUUUAUUCUUAUUUUAAUAUCAAGAUCUAAUAUACUUUAAUGUCAAAAUUUCAUUGUUUAAUUUUUUGCUUUUUUAUUCAUUAAAAUAAACAUAUUUUGACAUGCGAGUUCUAAUAAGAGCAUUGUUCUGUUGCUUUGUACAUAAACAUUUUGUCAGGAAAAUGAAAGAACUUAAAAUUAGCUUUGUGUAAAAUGGACUUCAUGUUUUUCCAGUGGUAAGUUAUGGAGGAGUGAAAAGAGUUAUGCAAUAAUUAACCAAGAUUUUUCAAAUCUGAGAAUUCAUUUUUUAAAAAUUAGUGCUAAUU